Molecule: messenger RNA, 597 nt
Organism: Fusarium vanettenii 77-13-4
Lineage: Eukaryota; Fungi; Ascomycota; Sordariomycetes; Hypocreales; Nectriaceae
Exons: 1
Coding region: 1-597 (198 amino acids)
Molecular function (GO): acyltransferase activity, transferring groups other than amino-acyl groups
Source: RefSeq, a predicted model, not a curated record
AUGAUCACAGACAACCUCAGAAACGCCUUCCAAUCUGAGCGGCUGGUCUACCGCGCGGCAGAGAACAACAAAGAUGACAAGGACUUUCUCCUCACCGAGAUCGUAAACGACGCAAUCAACACGGCUCUCUCCGACAUAACUUUGAUCCGACCUAGGGGCGAGAAACGAGCCGAGGAUCUGAUUGAGGGGCUCAGCAAGGCCACCCUAGGCGUCAUGAUCUGCUUGCUCAACAAGGACGAAGCGCCAACUCCCAUCGGCUUCAUUGUUAUCGGCUGGGGCGGAGUCAAUCCCGACCACGCACGCCACAGCUCUACCAGCAUUGGAAUUGCGCUUGCGACAUCACAUCAAGGCCAUGGCUACGGUUCAGAAGCCAUAAACUGGGCUCUCGACUGGGCGUUUCGUCAUGGAGGUUAUCAUCGUGUCAACAUACGCACUGUGAGCUAUAACGAGAGAGGCCUGCAUCUCUACAAGAAACUGGGGUUUGUGGAGGAGGGCCGAAGCCGCGAGUCGCAUUGGUAUGAUCGGAAGUGGUAUGAUACUAUUAGCUUUGGUAUGUUGGAGAAGGAAUGGGCGGAACUCAGAGGUCUUGACCAAUAG